AUGGCGGCCACGAUGAGUUUUAGUGGUUUGAUGAACUUUGGCGAGAAAUCUUCGAGUAAUUCAGCUGACAACUGGCAAGAUGCAAACACUGCUUUAGCUGAACUUGAUAAAGGUACGUUAACAUGUAGAGGUACUUAUUUUAUCAGUGUUUUUGUACCUGCAAUCGUUACUGUCGAGAAAUCUUCGAGUAAUUCAGCUGACAACUGGCAAGAUGCAAACACUGCUUUAGCUGAACUUGAUAAAGGUACGUUAACAUGUAGAGGUACUUAUUUUAUCAGUGUUUUUGUACCUGCAAUCGUUACUGUUUUCAAUGCGCUUAUUUACUCUUUCUGAUCAUUUGCUAGGCCUAGAGGUUGAACAUAAAAUUUGAACAGAAUAAUCAUAUCAUUUAACAAGGACUCUUUUUUUGACUUCAGGACUGCGAUCAAGUAAGACAGGAGAACAGUGUGAGGCAAUUGUCCGGUUUCCAAGCUUGUUUGAGAAAUAUCCGUUUCCUAUUUUGAUCAACACUGCUCUAUUGAAGCUUGCUGAUGUCUUUCGAGUUGGGUAAGCUUUACUAUAAAAGCUGUGGUCACUGUGGUCUUUCCUCUUUAGCUUUAGAGGUGUACCCUGUUGUGUUUUAAGGUUUUUUACUGUCCCCAAUGUAGGUUGCCUGGAACCCAACUUCACUUAACAUUGUUAGCAUGAACUGUGAUCAACAUAUAAAUUCUCCUUAUGUCACUUUUUAAUCAGUGAGGUAGGAUACCGGGGGAUCCUGGGAGGGUAGGUGGGAGGGGUACAGGAGGUAAAAAAAGAAAGAGUGGGAGUUCUAAAAAUGCAACAAGCAGUACAAAUGGACGAAAUUACACAGCAAUCCAAAAUAUUUGCAAUCAAAUUGAAGGGUUGAAGGGAGGAAGGCAAGAGAAAGGUUUGGGAGCCUGGAAUGCAAGGUAUGGGAGGUCGGAAGUUUGGAUUUAAUCCUCUCUCCCCCUCCCUCGCUUGUUUUUGAAGCUGCUGCCCCAAAUUUUCUGUAAAAUACUCCUGUAGUCAAUAUUUUUUAGCUGGGAUCAUUUCUUGAUCGUCAAAAUAGGCAGAACAAACCAAGGGACCUUGAUGUCACAUAUAGAUAAUGUCAUUGCAACUACCAACCCAAUUUAUACAUAUAAAGCCAACUGGUGUUUCUGUCUCACUUUGCAAUCCACACAUGUUCACACGUUCAAAAGGCGAUGCAAAUUUUGACAAAAUUAUAAACUCGCUUCACAAGGAAUAAUAUGUUCUGACACAGACUUAAUAGUUAUCUAUAUCUUUAGUCAAAGCUCUACACAGAAUCACUCAGCUGCAAGCAACAUAGUGAAACCGCUUCUUGAAUUUUCCCUUGUCUCCACUUUUAUUUCCCUUCUUUGUUUUAUUAAUUAUCAGAUUUUAAAAGAAAAAAACCAGGAAAACAAAAUAAACACCGAGCUACAGGAGUCUUGAUUGAUUAUUCAAUGAUGAAUCAGAAAUUUCAAGAAUGGCUAUCAAAAGUUAUUAAUUUUUGUUUUUUUCAUUUUUUAGGAGUAACUUUCUCCGACUAUGCAUUUUGAAGGUCACUCAACAAAGUGAGAAACACUUGGACAAGAUUUUGAAUGUUGAUGAAUUCUUGAAACGCAUUUACUCUGUUAUUUACUCAAAUGACCCAGUUGCAAGAGCAAUCACUGUCAGGUAUUGUAAAUAAUUGAUAAUCUUAUUUAUAACAAUAAUAUUUUAUUAUUUAUUUAUUUAUUUAUUUAUUAUGUAAAACACAAUUUGUAAAGUGGUACAUGUAUGGAUCUAUUGAAACGUGUUGUUUUAUGUAAUUUAGAGUUUUUUUCAAGUGUUUUAUUUGACAACUUCAGAAGACUGUAGGAAAAAAUGUUUAAUACAACAAAUAUUUGUAUUCUAAAAAACCUUCUUCACUGUUUGUGAAAUCUCAGCAAGUAUGAUUUUGGUUGUUAUGUAGAAGACAAAAUUAAUUUCUCCAAGUGCUGUUAAUGGGCAUGUUUCAUAAAUUGAUAACUAUCUACAGUGUUUCCUUUAAUUUUUGUUAAUUUUUCUAUGUCCUUUAUUUUUUAUUUUUGUGGUUUUACUACAGCAUAUACUGAUAGUACCUUUUGUGUUGUUGAUUAAUAAUAAAUAAAAUAUUUACAUUCUUUAAAUUUUUUUCUUACUUUCAGAGUUCUUGGUAGCAUUGCCUGCAUUGUGUCAGAGAGAAAAAAUGUCCACCAUAGGUUGUUAAUUUUUUGCAGUCAGUAGCCAUUCUCUUUUUUAUAGAGUUAUUGAUUGACUGAUUGAUUGAUUAAUUUUGCAUAACAGUCAUUGUGUCUGGAUUUCAUUGCAGAGAUAUCUUUAAAAGAUUAAAACAAUUCUUCAAGAGCAAAGAUGUCUAAAAAUUUGACCCCACUUUUGGCAUUAAAAUAUUAUUAUGUUGUUGAACAGUUAUGCAUCUAAAUUGUCAUAUGGUUAGUGUGGUUGUGGUCAACAAAACGUCUGGUACCAUGUGAACUUAGCAUUGAUUUCCUUUGUCUCGUAGGGCAAGAGUUCAAGGAAAUUGAGAAUCAACCUAGGUUAAAUCAAAAUUAACCUGAAAAUCAAAUUUGACCUGCAACAUAUUCAAUUCAUACAUCUUUUUUCUUUGACAAAAUUUCUUAAGUCAAUUUAAGUGAUAGUGUCUCAUUUUGAAAUGCAAAUUUCAGUACUUUUUGUCAGCUACAAAAUUACUUGUCCUUAAUUUAGUUAUAUUUAUAUUUCUAUAACAGCAUCAGAAGCAGUUUGGACUCUCAUGAUGAAGUGGAAUUAGAGGCAGCUAUUUUUGCCACUGACAGAUUUUGUUCUCAUUCAAGGUAUACUCUUUGAUAAAUCUUCAGAACCCAUGAAAUUAACUUCUGCCUGCUUCAUCUUUAGUACUUGUCAAUCAAGCUCUAAAACCCUGAAUUCUGAAAACUUAUUUAGGUGGGUCUAACAAAGUAUUGAAUUGCAUUGUAAAUUAUAAAUGUACAGUGUAUCUGAAAGCCACAUUAAAUACACACUUUGAAAUUUUCUUGACCCACUUUUGUGCAGCAUAUUUUCUUGGAUUUGUUCUUUGGUUGCAGUGUUCUUACCAGACCUAGGCAUUGCGGCAUUGUCGCACUUUUUCGGGAAAUGCCGCACUAUAAUUAGCCCAAAGAGUCCCAAGGUUGCAAAGAAGGAAAAAACAUAUUACAAAACUUAUGCAAGCAUAUGACACAUAGAUACAUUUCCUUAUAGAGCGGUUUUCACUUGACUGUCGAAAGGGAUUGGUUUUGGUUUUGGUUUUGGUCUUACUACGCCCUUUGGUUGGCUAGUGUAUUUACUUUGGUUUUGGUUUUACGACAGUCAAGUGAAAACCGCUCUAAUGCAAGCCCAAAUUUAAUUCAAUUGGUUAUGGCAUCUUUAGAAAACACGCAUCAUUAUCUAAGACUCAGAAUGUGAAAAUGUUGAGUUGACUGUAUCUGUAUCUUCAGAGAUUCCAACCCCAUGUGAUGGAAAAAAGGGAGUAAUUAUUAGCGCCGAAGGCGCAAGCUUCUAGGGGGGUCUGGGGGCAUGCCCCCCCCGGGAAAUUUUGCAAAUUUAGGUUCUCUCAAGUGCAAUUUCCUGAAUUUUGACAUCAUUCCGGCCUGAGUUAUAACAUACCAUAAUGCUCUUCGCGAAGAAAGUAAGUAUAAUAUGAGUGUUUCACAGUGACAGAUCACCAAAAAUUCUAAAGAUUAGCAAUUUUUCCCUAGUUUUCAGAAUUUUAUAAUAAAUCGGGAGAAUUUGGUAAAAAUCAGGAGAGCGGGAGGCAAGACAUCAAAUCGGGAGACUCCCGAUCAAAUCGGGAGGGUUGGAAUCUCUGGUAUCUCCCUCGUGAUGCCCCUUUUAGCUUCUCUAUGGGUCCUGUGGACCCCAGUGUAUGAAAACCUGCUAAGAACACUGUUGAUUGCUGAUGGAAUAAUACUAUAUUGUAAGAAGUUUUUGUGUUAAUUAAUUUUUUUUUAUCCACAGGGAAUUUGCCUCUGGCCUUUAUAAUAAAAUAGCACAACUAAUUGAAGGUAACAUUAACACUGAAGCUUCCUGCCGAGUUUUUGUGUCUUUUUUGUGUUAUUAUUUUUUUGUUUACAGGGUAAGAUGUGAGUAACAGAAUGAAUUUAUGAGUUUUGUUACAACCUGUAGCCUGAUAGGUCAAUUUACUGGCCUCAAAAUAUCACAGUUUUUAGUAUUUUUAGUUUUACCUUAUCGGCAUUAGUUUGUGUUUGUUAUUCAAAUGUGCCAACAGCUGAAACACAAGAACUCCACGUUGCCAAUGUCAUUAAGCAACUGUUUGGUAUAUUUUUUGGCAAAAGGUGACACAAUGUACGAUGUGAACUAGUGCUCUCACAGUAAUGACUGCUUGGUUGCAAGCAGCAGGAGACAAUACUUCCUUGAUGAGACAUUUUUUCUUAUCUCAAAUAAGGAAGAAGCACCACUAUAAUACGUGUGUGUCAAGUUAAAAUGUUCUUUUUUCUCUCAGGCUUGAGCACGCCAGUGGAGAUGAAGCUCAAACUUAUCCCAAUUUUCCGCCACAUGCACUUUGACUUACAGUUGACAGCAAAGGUUAGCAGAAAAUAAUCAAUAUUUUGCUCUUCGGUGCUCAUUGAGUAAAUACGUAUACAAAACUGUGCUCUAAGAAAAAUUUACAAGAGCCAAGAACUCUGAACCUACCCACAGGUGAUCUUGAAAUACAAAACUAAUGUAACAUGUCUUUGUAAAAUUAUUAAUGACCUUUGAAUGAUCCAGGGUUAAGCAUAACUCUUUUUCUAAACACCUUGCAAUAAAUUGGAAGCAGCUGGCCUCAACGAAAAGUUCUAUUUGGCUUCUAUUAAACCGCUGCCUGGUUAGCUCAGUUGGGAGAGCACCGGUCUGCUGAAUGGGGGGUCGUGGGUUCAAACACCAGCGGGACCAACACUCAGGGUCUUUAAGUAACUGAGAAGAAAGUGCUGCCUUUGUAAUGACAUCUGCAAAUGGUUAGACUUUCUAGUCUUCUCAGAUAAGGACAAAAAACUGUAGGUUCCAUGUCACAGCACUUUCACUGAUCUGUUCUUGUGGGAUGUAAAAGCACCCAUACCACUGUUCAAAAAGUUUAAGGGACAUAGAACCCAGUGGUGUGGCCGACCAUUAUGGGUUGUGGGAUUGAGUAGGAAUGGCACCUUGCAUGGGACCUGAGUCCCGUUUGUGCCCAUUCCCGCUGGGCAGGCCUGUGUCCAGAAGAGCUGGGUUUUUUUAUUAAUAAAAAUUAAAAAAUAGAAAAAUAUUAAACUGUCAGGCUCUCUAACUGCAAAUUACUUUAUUGUUGCGUAAACAAAAACAGAAUUUGCAUCACGUUAAAAGUCACCCAGGACUUUUUUUGUGCACCCCUUAAUGGAACUGCCUCACCUCAUACUAUAGCUAUAAGUUUUGCCUUGAACCCUAGGUCAGCACUUAUCAGCCUUCAAACAACUGGGCCCAGAACUGGAACUAACAGGUAAUAAGCUUGUCCAUUUAAUUAUUAUGUUUCCUUUUCUCUUCACAGGUCCAUGAGCUGUGUUCUUCACUUCUCAUCUCUCAUCCAGCCUGCAGAUUUGUAGUAGUCACUCUUCAUACUUUGUCUUGCCUGGCAGUAUCUUCCAUCAUUGACAUUCCAAAACAGGUAUUAAAAAAAAACAGCUUUAAAGAUUCUAAUUUAUGGGUAAAGAUAUGUUUUUGUAAGCAUGUCUUUAGCUAGCGUUUCUAGUGUAUUGUAGCACCUGUAGCAUUCCUGGGAUGGUAAGGCAUGUGACUGUGGUGUAUGACUUCCUUGUGCUCAAAUUUCUGUUGUGCAAUAGCAUGGCAUUCUUUCUCUUGGCCCCAGGGGCUUGUGGUUGGGUUGUGGUUGGAACGUUCAAGGGCCUUUGGGUGUGAUUGUGCUUUCAGCCCCCAGACCCCCUUGGUGUUAUAUGAUUUCCAUGAUAUUCAUUUUAUGAUUGGUUACUUUUUAACACUUUCUUAUUAUUGUUGUAAUAUUUUAGUUGGAGUUAUUACUGAAAUACUUAGCCCAGGAUCCAAGGAAAGUGGUCAAGAAUCAUGCUCUUGGUGACUUAAAAAUGCUUGCCAAAGGUGCUCCACACAUGUGGAAAGCUUCACACACAGAGGUACUUAUUUGGUUUCAGUCCUCUAAAAAUUAAAUCAUAAAGUUCAUUGGAACUUGAUGCCUUAUCUACUUCCAAUAAUAUAGAGUGUCUCCUACAUGUAUGCAGGCUUUUGUUCCUAGAUUUGUUCUGGUGUGUCCUUGAUUGUAUAGAACACAAUAGUAUCAUCCUGGAAUAACUAGCAAAUGUUUUUUUUAGUUUUUCUUGAAAGUCUGUUGAGAGGCUAAAGAGAGUAUAUAUAAAGUUUUACAACUCAACUGUAAAACGCAGUUAAUGGAGCGUGACGCCCUCAAUCAACAAGAUGUAAUGCAGUGUUAUCCUAUAGCCCUUAUCAAAUCUCGUAGAAGUUUACUCGUGGUGGGUAAAACUACUGGGUAGUACGUAAAAUCACGGCUAUAGCUGGGAAACUACUGAUACAAUAGCAAUCCUUGUUUUUUGUUGCGGUUGAGGCUAGUUUCUGAUGUAUCGCUCGUUUUGUAUGGCUAGUAAAAAUAAUUUUCCUCAUGCAUAUCUCGUGGAGCACUUUAGGUGCACGUUCUGUUCGGUAGUACAGUAUUUUUCAUUGGCUUACCUUGUGAUAGCACUCGGACUAUAAAAGGCCUAGUAAAAGUCCUGUGCCUCAUUCCGAGCUGUAUUGCGAAGUUGGUUACUUCAACCGUCCUAAAGUUUUGUAAUUCCCACCCUUCCCUCCCUUUGGAGGCUUUGUUGCUGUUCCUAAUAAACACGGGCUCACCGCUUUCUUUCGCUUUCGGUUUAAGUCUCACGGCGACUUCCCCAAGCUUUGAUUUUAACGCAAACUUUUAUAUUUGAUUGUAUUCCAGCACGUGCCGGCGGAGUCGGCUCGUAGUGCUGAUAAGAUAAAGUUCCUAGAACAAAAUAUUUGCCUACACCGUUCCAUUAAGUUGCACGAUGCUGGCCGGAGGUUUCAGCUCGUAGUGCCGUGGAGUGUUAGGCCGUAUUAAGUUUGUUUCUUUCAGACCUACCUGAACUUGUCCGAUCCGGCGCGUGUAAAUUAGCGCCAGGGAGAUAAGUAAGGCUUUAUGGUCACGCUAUGGAAGUCGUCCACCACGCCGAUCGCGGAGCGGUGUUCCCCCCAUUACGCCAUCUGUUUGUUGUCUCAUUUUAUUACACUUAUUGUAAAGUCUAGCGAAAGGAACUACGACAUUAAUAGGAAAAGAUAAAUUACUGCACUUCAGACUGCUAACUUCUUUCUUGACAGUAACAAUUUUGUAGUUUAUCUGACUUUGUUCAAAAUACCAGAUAUUUCCAGUUGACCCAAAUGUCUCCUUGUUGUUUUUAGGCUCUUUGUGAUUUCAUCCUAAGCAGCUGUUAUGAUAAUUUGACAUUUGCUGCCCUAAGAAUCUUGAGAACUUUAUCAAGAUCUGAAGCUGUCACUGGCCUGCUUAAUAACGACAAAGGUAUAUCAGUUUAGUUUCUUUUAAGACUAGUCUUUUUUGUCAAACUCCAAUAAACAGUGAAGAUCUGAAAUAUUUCAGAGUUCUUGAUUGUGUAGUGAACAAUAACAAUAAGUAAGACGCAGACUAACCACAAAACCAAAUACUUGUAACAGUAAUAUCUCAAUGAUUGCGUUUUUCUUUUUAACACUAAAAUUGUUCCCAGAUUAGUUAUAGUGCUCAUGGUUUUGCGAGUUUCAAUGUAAGAAAAAAUAGUAAAAAUCAUGAGAACUUGGUAUUUUGUGUGUUAAAAUAACUAAUAAUUUAAAUUUCACUUUUUAACAACAGAGUGUGCUUGUUGUCUCUUAACCCUUUACACCCUAAGAUCAAAAUUUGAUUCUCAAGCAAAUUCAUCUUGUGUGAUCAUGUCUGUAAUUCUCAUGACCACUCUGUUUUACAAAGCAUUGAUAUUACAAGGAGAAAUUUGAUGCUGAUCACUCUUAGGGCUUAAAGGGUUAAUUAUUAUUUUCAUCCUCGUGUCUAAAUGUGUACAAAAGAAAUAAUGCUGGGAGGGAGGCUUUUGCACAUAAUUAUAUCCUUCUUCACACACAAGGUACAUGACCAUCCGACAUCUGACAGCCUUAGGGAUAUUGAAAAUGACACAGUUUGAUGAUGUAUUUUUCUUGCAAGUAGCCUAAUGAGAAAGUGAAUGACAUUAUCUAAUUUUCAACUUACCUUAACCCAUGUCUUUAAAUAUGAUUUUAUUGCAUUAUUCCUAUUACUGAUUCCUCUUUGUUUUCAAUAGUAUUUGAAAUCUGUCAGAAAGAAAGCAACUCCUGCAAUUUAGCUGUAGCAGCAUUAACUUCAGAACUUCUCGUCAACAUUGCAGUUUCUGCUGUAAAGAAUGGUAUGUAAAGUUAUGGGUGAAUCUCCACAGAGGAAUGUUACCUUGAACCAGUCAAAUUGUAGGAGGCAUCUUCACAUUUUUAUCAACUUAUUUUAUAUGAAUACUAUUUUGAAAAAUUAAUUACGACAGCAUCUUCAGAACCCCAACUUAAGACCUCCCUGCUAUUGCAACCAUGCAUAUUCUUUUGACCCUAACAUAAAUAUCACUGAGUCAUGUAUUAUUUUUGAAGACCCCGUUAAUGCGACCAGCUUGUUAUGAUAACCAGGAUGUUAUGACCUUAGGGUAGUCGCAUUAGGGGGGUUCCACUUUAUUUUUUUUUUGCUGUAGAUAACAAAAAUGAUGAUCUUUGUGAACAAGCAGCUAUGGCACUGGAGACUUCCACUGUUGUUUGUUGUGUUAGUGGACAACUUGAACCAUUGAAGGUUAAGCAUGUAAUUAUUAAUAGCUCUAAGUAGUAUAUAGAUGAAUUUUUACUAAGAACUCUUUGUGGAAAAGUGCUGUUUUAGAAAAACUUGUACAUGUUGUAGGUUAAAAUCAUUGUUAUGUGAAAAUGAUUUCAAGUGAGACUUUUUUUGUAGCAUAUCUGUGAGGAGAACUAUUUUGAAAUAAUAAAUCAAUGCUUUCUGUGCAAGCCCAAACCCGGAAAGCUGUAUUCUUAUACUGGGAAAAGAGCAUGUAUUGAUGCAUGUAAGAAACCUUAAAUGGAGCUUUGUGAAAAAAUUUAGAGACUAAGUGAAAAUUUCCACAAAGGCAUGGUAUCUUAACAAGAAAUGUUUCAGGUGAGGUUUUCUCGACUGAAUGUUAUAUAAAAUUAUUUUUUUCUGUUCUUGGUUAGGUAUGCUUGUUGUCAAUGAAUAAUUUGGUGGAUAGCUAUCCUCAAGCAGGCUCAUCUCUGAUGGAAAGUUUAGCCAGUCUCUUGCCAUCAUCAUCGGGUAAACAGAAAAAAUAUAUACUACCAAGGUCAUAAAAUAAUCCUUUAGGAAAUUCAAAGAAAAAUCUCAUAUGAACGAAGUUAAGGCAAUGUUAACGAAACCAUGUCAGCCAAUUGCUUUCUUAGAAAAGUGUCAAAAAGGCAGAUAGCUCCUGAUGGAAAAACGUUUACUAGCUUUAAAUGACCCAGUUAGAGACAAAUCUUGAGGUGCACAGAUUUUCUGCAGUAAGUCAGACAUUACUAAAGAAAAGUACACCCUUAGUGUCUGAGAAGUUCAAUUAUUCAGUUUAAUAAAGUGCAUUUGAUCAUGUGCCAUGGAAAAUUGCACUAUAUACGUUUUGUUAAUUAUUUAUUAUUAUUAAUUGUAAUUGCAGAGGCUCUAUUUCAUCAUUAUUGCUGGCAUCAAAAACUUUAUGGCUAUAGUAGCUGUUUUUUCUCUUAGGUGCAGUAGCCCUUGCACUUUGCCGUACAAUGGUCAUUAUGGCAACACAGAUGCCAUAUGUUGUGGCUCCUUUAAGAAAUGAAAUUGUUUCUCAUUUUGCCAAAGUUGUGGUUGGUGCUGAUGACAACAGCCAGGAAUCAAAAGAUUUAGUGGUAUGUAUGUAUGUACUUGGCUCUGUUCCUUCGGUGUCUGUACUAUGGAGUUUUCACUGUAAACGGACCCUAAACUAUAAUCUUUUUUUAUUUUAACUGUAUAUUUAACAAUUAUUUUUAUUAUUAUCCCAUGAGUGCACAUUGGAUAUGAGUUGGCUAUAAACAUCUCAUAUCCAACAAGCGCUAGUAGAAUUGUUUUAUUAAAAACUCCCACAAAAUAUCAAGAAUUCUUCCCGACUUUAUUUGUAAAAACAACCGAUUUUCAGUUUGUCUUUAAUUUUGAGCAGACAUGUACAGUUAUCGUAUUUGGAAAGCAAGCCAAUCAGAGCUCUAGAAUUGCAUUAUCCAAUGAUUCAGUUAUUAAUAAUUCUUGCUAUUUUAGGUUGGCAUGGCAACUUUGAUUUUCCAGUCAUAUCAAGGUGUGUCACAGGAUGAAGAAGGAAAAUUAAAAUUAGACCAUAUGAUACUAGAGCAGCUGGAGAGAUUAGCAACAUCCUCAAGAUACUGGACCAUAUUUAGAGUUGGAAAGCAAGCCACAAGACAGGUUUUUAAGUCUUUAUUAUAUGGAUGGAGCGUUAAAAAUAGUUUCAGCGAUUCCAGUUAUUGUCCAAAAAUUUUGAAAUGAAUCCUGUUUGCUUGGUUUAUGUCUAGUGAACACUUUUUAGAGGGAAAUAAACUUAGGGCAAUGUAACCAUGUGUGGCGAACAUUUAAUGCUUUCAACACUGUUCACUAGGAACAAAUGUAAAUCACUUUGCUAGCUUUAUUUGUCAGAGAAACAAAAGAGGGCAUCAGGAAAGGAUUGCAAGAAAAAAUAACAACUUGGAAACGCAAAUCUUUUUGCGACGUUUGCUGCAAAAACUACAGUAAAAAUACAUGUACAUGGAAUGUUUGUCCGUUGUAUUCAAUGAUCACUAAAUAACUUUAAUAAAAACAUCCUCGUGAGGUUUUUCAGGAACUAUUUACAAACUAUUUCCAAUUUAUAAAGCAAAAAUGACAAUAAAAACUCGAAAUCACAAUUUAUGAUGGUAUUCUACUAAAAUCUAAAGCUUAUGAAGGAAAUGUCUGCCUCAAUAGUGUGUCUUUCAGGGCGCGCUUGAAAGAUGCCGAUGAGGCACUUUGCCUAAGUUCAUUAUGCAAGUUAUUCCAUAUGUAGGCCCCUCUGUAGGAAAAUGUGCGCUGGCCUAUAGCCGUUCUGUAUAGCGGAAUCUGCAAAGAGUUCCGUGUACGAGUGUUACGAGUAUGUAUAUUUGAGCGCUUGGUAAACUUGCUCGUUAAGUAUUGAGGCGCAAGAUCGUUCUGACAUUUAAAGGUCAAAACGGAGUCUCUAUAGAAUAAUUGUUCUUUAACAGGAAGCCAGUUUAGCUCUCGAAGCAAAGGUGUUACGUGGUCAAACUUCCUAGAGUUUGUUACGAUCUUGCUGGCAAAAUUCUGAAUAGAUUGUAAUCUGUUUAUAUUCUGGAGUGUAGUAUUAGACCAUACAGAUGAGCAGUAAAGCAUCUUGCUAAAGACUAAUGAUGUUAUUAACAACUCUAGUGUUUCCUUGUCGAAGCUCCUUUUGACUCUAUUUAUUUGGCAAAGCUUUGCGAAACAAGAUGACACUACACAUGAAAUAUGGUGAUCGUAGGUCAGAUGGGGGUCAAGAAAGACUCCCAAGUCCUUGGCAGAGUCUGUUGGCUUCAGUGUUUUACCUAAGAAUACCACUCUAGGGUCUUCUGGUAACCUGCUUAACAUCUGUCUGGUACCGAAAAAAAACCGAAAAGGAGUUUAGUUUUAUCGGGAUUGAUAAGUAGAUGGUUCUCACAGCACCAUUGAGCUACACUGUGAAGGUCUUGUUCGAGCUUUUCAAUGGCAGCAUCAAGCUCAACGAGAGGAAAUGACAUGAAUAGCUUUGAGUCAUCCACAUACCAUUCUAGUUUGCAAAACGUCGGUGACGUGGGUAAAUCGUUGAGAUAAAUGCAGAACAACAAUGGUGAUAGGAUUGCGCCUUGAGGAACUCCGUGAGUUAUAGGUAGAGUGUCAGAGUAGGUGGAGCCAAUUCUCACGUAUCGCCUGCGACCAGUUAAAUAGCUCUUGAACCAUUUGACAGUAGAGGGUGAGGCUCCUAAGAUGGAGAGUUUGUGGAGCAACCUUGCAUGGUCUAUACUGUCGAAGGCUUUGGAUAGAUCUAAUAGUACUAGUGCUGUUAUCUGUUUUUUAUCCAUUGCUUCGAGUAUCUUAUCCGUGAGCAGGAUGUUUAAGGUCUCUGUAGAAUGAGCUUUUUUAUUGCCGCUUUGGUGUGAGGUAAGGCGGUUGUUUUUCGUGAGAUAGGCGCUGAACUGAUUCAAAACAAUCCUUUCGAGGACCUUUGAAGCUACGGCUAGCAGAGAUAACGGUCUGUUGUUGGCAGCUUUUUCAUGGUCACCAUCUUUAAGAAUCGGAAUCACCUCAGCAACUAUGAACACCUCAGACACUUUUAAGUGAAUGAAAUUGUCCCAAAGCCCUACUUAAGAAUUUUCUACCACUGACUGCACUCUUCAAUGAUAUUAUUGCUGUAUGAGAAAGGGUUAGCCUUUUUACUUAGAACUGAGGGUGCUAGUGUCUACUUGACUUUGUCAUAUUUUGGUUGUCAUUGACAACCGUUAUUUGUCUUUCUUUUCAGGGAUUUCAUAGCCUCGCAGCAAAAAUUUUUGAAACCCUUUCCUCUAAGGUAUGUUUAGUGUUUAUGAAAGCCUGCGAGAGGGCGGCGGCUGUAAAAAAACAAACAAGAGAAGCGACGUCCGGAAAUGUGUCUGUGUCCUCAGGCUAGUGCACCCUCAGAAAAGCUUAAUUUCUGUGUCGGUCGAGGUUUCUAUUGAUCGCUUAUUUGAUAACCUUGAGGCUAGAAAAGGAAAUUAUUGUUUUGGAAAAAUGUCUCAAAAAGGUCCCGAAUUUUGUAUGUCAAAAAUUAUAUUCGAAACCUGACAUAUGAAGCAGAGGUUGCGAUUUUUAAGAGAAAGAAACCGACUGUUUUUCAGUCUAUCGUAAAUAAGAUAGCUCUCUUGGGUUUGCGGUCGUCUCGCCACCAAGAAGUCUACUCGCCACUACAUAACUCCGCAAUAAUUGACACUGUUUACUUACCUGGGAUUAGUACUUCUUCCUCAAGCCCAAAUAUAAGUUUAUCGAUUUUAAUUGACACCUUGUGUCGAACUUCUCAUCUUUAGUUUUAAUUUUUGUGAAUAAUUGCCACUUUUUAAUACCUUAAUACGGCUUAUUUGCAUCGCUCGAAAAGUGCGAUUUGUUUAAAAUCCAACAGCCUUUCUUAUGAAGGUUGGUUAAUAUUGUCAAUUGAACAUCACCUCCUUAAAUUCCUUUAUAAAUUUAAAGUGAAAGAAUUCUUUUGAGAGAUUUGUCCUUUCGACAAGUAUAAAGAUAUAUCAGAUUUCUUGGUGGCGAGGUGACCGGAUACCCUCCCUAGGGUUUGUAUACUUCGUAGGGGAAAUGUAGCGGUUUGACAAACGAGAUUAAAAUAUUUUAUUUGAUCUACAGGUUGCUUCUGAACAUUUUUACUUUUGGCUUAAUGCUUUGAAGUUCUUCUGUGAAGCAGAGCGUUUGUUGAAAGAUGAAUGUGAUUCUCAGCUAGCGCUGUCCAAGCAAAUAUCUGAUGCUGGCGCUAAAUACCAGAAAGGGAUUACAACACUCAAGGUCUGUACUAUUACAUCAUCCUCAAAAAUUGAAAAUAGAAUGUAAAGGGCUUAGUUUACAAAGAAACUCUGGUCCUGCGUUGUUGGUGGUGGUGACCAAAAAAAGAUUGAAAAGCUUACGCUUCGAGUGCUUUUAAAGGGGCACCUUCAACCAGUGUGCAUUGCGGUUGUGCACUUCACCAAAGUCAUUUGCUGUAAUAAGGAAAUUACGAACGUUCUGGUUGUGUUUGAAAAUCGGAUUGUACCUUCAUAACCUAAGGCAAUAGCAGGCUGUGAUACCCUUCUUAAAAUAAUAACGAUUAUAAAUAAUAACGAUUUAAAGGUAGCAUAUCUACGUAGAGGUUCUUCGUUUACCAUUCCUGGUCGAAUUGGAAAGUGUUGGUUUUUGAGGAGACGGGAAAACGCGGAGUACACUGAAAAAGGCUUCGCAGAGCAAGGUAGCGAACCAACAAUAAACUCAAGCCACAAUUGACAAAAGGCGUUGUCGCCGGGAUUUGAACCCAGGCCACAUUGGUGGGAGACGUGUGCUCUCACCACUACGCCAUCCCUUGCUCCUGGUUUGCUAAGAGAGAAAUAUACUUUGCCGUGCGUCUAUUUCUUGUUGGACCACAAAGUGGUAGAAAACUCAAGCAGGAAAGUGGAAGAAUCGUGAAAGGAGGUACCCUGCGAGCAGCGGCCUCUUCGAUCUUCCUAGAUAAGAUCGAAGGGCCUCUGCUCGCAGGGUAGAAAGGAGGAAACGGUAACCUUGGCGCCUAAUUCGAUUCUCCCCUUGUUUACUUGUCGUUCUCUGAGUCUACAAAAGGGAAUACACUGUACAUAUGGAAUCCAAGCUGAACUAAAACAACUUCUAUGAUAAGUUUCUUCGCCGUGUUGUAGAUUGUAGUAUGAGAUUCAGAAUUUGAUACUAGAGCCUGAAUGCAGCAAUAGCGAAUCGUGAUGUGUAGGAGGAGAUCUCCGCGAAUGUACCGUUAACUCCCGGUGGUCGAAGGAUGAUGUUGUUGUCGGGUGAAUCGACUCCAGUUCCCAGUCAGACAUCAGAAACAGCUUGGAUGCUGGGACCCGUUUCUCGAAUGUCCCAGUAACUUUUCGGACUCGAAAUCAAAUUUUCAAAUUGAAAUAUAAAGAAUAAGAGCGCGGGUCCUGGCUAGCAAACUACUCCAUUUUUGUUUCAUUAACUGAUAGUUUUAUCAUGUUAGAUGCAAAACUAUUGAAACCUCUAUCUUGCAUGCAAAUUAAAACAGCUUUACGGGCCCGUUAAUUAUCGGGACUUUCGAGAAACGAGCCCCUGGUCUGUCUUAGAGAAUGAAUAGUUGAGUAAUACUGUGCAUUAUUUGCCCGUCACAUUUUAGGCAUCUGUGCAGUCGUCAAACCAUCAGCUGUCUUUCCAGUGUACGUAUGCAAGUCUGAGAGCUGAGAUGUUCCAAGCACAUAGUCGGCUUCUUGCAUCUUGUGCAACCGUGAAAUCCUGUCCUCCGCCUGCUAUUGCUACUGCUGUUGCCAUGGCAACUGGUCAAGACGUUCAACGGUUGAGCCAUUUUGCCGCUCAAGUAAGUCUAAUUGAAGAGUUACAUGUAGUUGAAAGAGCGUUGAGUUUAGCUGAGGCGCGUGUAGUGUACACUCUAAAUCAGAAAGAUCUGUUUUAGCCCUAAAAAUAGGGCCGCUUCGGUGAGUAAAAUACAGUCCUAUUUUUGAGUCUAAUUUGGCUCCCUUUAAUCAGGGCCAAUACAGUCCAAUUAGCUAGGGCUAAUUUGGUCCCAGGGCUGAAAUGGGCCCUACCGUGGGCUGGAAUAGCCUUUUGAUUGAGCUUUUUUGGCCUAAAUUGUGCUCAAAUGAAUCCAGGAAGGGCUGAAUCAGACUUUGGCCAGCAGGGCUGAAUUGACACUUUGGGGCUGAAACAGAUCUUUUUAAUUUUCAGUGUAAUGCAUGUCUAGUUCAGUCAAGCAUUCAUAGGCGGUAAGGUUACCUGGGUGUGAACAAAAUCUUUCUUUCGACACGGGCCAGUUGCUAUCGAAAUAUCACAUCCUUUGCCGUCGCGUUGUCAUUGGUAAAUCUGCCUUAUGGAUGGAAGGAAGAAGAAAUUCGUUGAUAACUCCCUUAGCAUUGCUCUCAGGCUCAUUACAAUAUCAUCCCCGCAGUCUGUGCUAAACAAAACAUUAUGGUUAGUGUCAUUGCUGUUCACUUAUGUGACAGGACACAUCAAGAACUAAGUUUCAAGACCAAACCGCUCAUAACAAAUAAAGCCGGGGACGUGAUCCUGUGACUUUAUGCCCACCUCGUAUAUGUCAGAAUAACUUUACUGAUAUUGCUUUUUAAGAUGACCGAAUGCAGCAAACUGUUCCGCUGUUUGGGGGGAAAAUAUGGACAGUUGUACCGCUCCUCAUUUAAUGCGGACCCGGUCAGUCUGCAGAAUAUCGAAACGUAUCCUUUUAUUCAGCUUUUGUUCGAAAUGCUGUGAUUCUUGUUCCAAGUUUGAUUCCAAGCACUAAAUCUGAGUAAAAUGAAGUCCUUGAUAUAAGGAACCAUAUUCUUCGCCCCAGAAAGAGUUUCAAUAUAACAAAACCUCUUUAUAAACGAACAUAUUUUGCCAGUUCCUUGGGCCUUAGCUCGCAAGCACGCAAAAAAUCGUAAAUUUUACAGCUGCUUGCAAACCCAAGCAUAAGUGGGAAGCAGCGUGGCGGAGUGGUCAGUGCGCUGAACACCUGUUAUGGCUACCUCUUUAUCAGGGUACGGGUAGAAUGUCUGUGAUUUUCUGUUUUUGUACUCUGCAUUUUUUUCCUGAAAAAGGUUAACUUAAAGAUGAUCGAUUAAAAUUCCUUGACGAGUUUCUCAGUCUUCAACAGAGCUGUUUAAUGAUAUCACACAGUAUUGAUGUUUUAAUGAAAACUUCUCAGCCAAGGUAAAACAAGUUAAUUUAGUCAUUUGAUGCGUGAUGUUCACAAGAGUGUAAUGUACUUUUCUCAGUGUGGCCCUGGACAACGUAUAUGUAGCCAGGCUGUUUUGAAGGUGAUAAGUCGUCCGGUGCUCUUCGUUACGUUACGUUUCGUGAUGUUGAGUAAUUUUACUUAAAGUUGCGUUGGGUUUCUCUAAGUUGCGUUACGUUAUGUCACCGAGGCUUAACACGCAUGUUAGACCUCGGAAAGAUUUGUCUGCAUCUACUGAGGAGCCCAUUAACGGACUUCCAUGACAAUAUUUCUCGAGCUUAACCCUUUAAGCCCCAAUAGUGACCCACAUACAAUUUCUCCCAACAAUAACACUGCCUGUUUAAACAGACAGGUCAUGAGAAUGAAUGAAAUGAUCACCAAAGAUGAAAUGUUGUGAUGUUAGAACAAAUUCUCUCCAGCAGUACCAUAAGGAAUGUGUGAAGAACAGUGUGGAGAAGAUGCAUAUUGAUGCUGGGGCUUAAAGGGUUAAAUUCAAUAUAUGUGCGACUUUUAACACGCUCAUCUGUAAACCUCUGAGCUUAUAUUUGGAUUUGUUUGUAGCUCGUCUUUAGGUGAGCAAGGAAGCAGUGUCAACAAGUCUUCCACGUUUAGACGUAGUCCACUUUCCCUGGCGUGCACAGAAAUUCUACAAACAGUAGAGGUUUGUCAUUGACUUCAAAUGUUAAUGGACUAUGACUAACAAAUAUACCGACGUCUCUUUUACUGGCGUAUAUAUUCCAUUGUAGUCUGAAAUGUCAUACGUCUCCACCCCCUAACCCGUGGGGAUCUCUCUCUCCCCACCCCCCACGGGUAAGCUGGUGGAGACGAAUGACAUUUCAGACUACUUCCACUGCAGCUUAAGGGGAAGUGGGGAAAUUAAGCCAAGGCACACGAGAAGCGAGUUCGUGAAGGUUUCCUUCUCUGCUUCCUCGCGCGUUCCCUUUCCGUUCCACCAGUCCCACAGGUUGCGUAUCAUUAAAUAAACUGCUCACGAUAGCUUCUUCAGUUCUGGUCUCCCUUUUGGGACGUUAAAGGGCCCAUACUACUGUUCAAAAAAAAGUAGGGGACGUAGUCCCGGGUGGUGUGGCCAACCUUUCCUGGGUUGGGUGGGUUAUCUCUAGGGAGACAUCUUAAUAUAGGGAUAACCUGAUGAUCUUCCUCCAGGUGUCGUAAUGGCAACCUGUAAACUGUGUAUUUUAUUGUAUCAUAUUAGUCCACCUCACCAACGAUACUCAGCUAUUAAAAAAGUGUUUAUUUCAACGAAAGAAGCUCCGGAAUAUCUUUAAAUGAAAACUAGCUCCUUCAUCUUUAAAACAUGUAUUACUCGCCUUAUGAAGAGGCUCCUGGCCAGGUAUCCUCAUGUUUUUUUUUUUUUUUCAACAAGCUAACUACAGUCACUAAACGUUAAAUUUUUUAUUUGACUUUUUACUGUAUAAUUUUUCUUAUCUCUUUAGGAGCUAGCAAUUCAGCUGGAGGCUCUUCCUGUUUGCCACUUGGUAAAAUGAUGAAUCAUUUAAUGAUAUCCAUGUAAUUUAUUGAACACUGAGCAGACGCAGUAAAUUAAUAAAGUUUUUUAACUUUUGUACACUGGUUUCACUUGCUAAUGAAGUAAUUUUAUCAGUUAAGGAAUCAAAAUUAAUGUGCGAAGGUGUGAAAACUUUCUUAAGUUAAUUUUUUUCUGGAUAGAUGAAUAACUGACUUGGAUACUAACAGCCACCUACUUUUCAAACACCGAAAAGAAAGUUCGAAAUAAAUAAUGCGGCAGAGUUCUUUUAGUCUAGUUAAUUUGGGAAAUGUCAGUGUCAUGAUAUUGAUUUAUGGUUAUACAUUUUAUCGUUUUUCAGCAAACUGAAUGUCUUAUUCGGGCUUCCAUGACUCUCCUGAAGGUGCCGUUUAUUUUCCCGAAACACUUCUUCUCCAGUCAACAAGCCACGUUUAUCAAGGUUUGUACUCAAGAAUUUUCUAUGUAUCUAUUUUGGUGACUCCUAGAUUGCCUGUGCAGUAGAAGCUCUCGUUAGCGGACACCCUCGUGACGCGAAAAAGGUGCCCGUACCUGGAGCUGGUCGCUUACGGAAAUGUAAAAAUACAGAGUUUGUAUGAGAGUUGAGAAAAACGGGGUUUUGUGAAGGUGGCCUUGACUAGAGCUGUCCUCUUACGAGGGUGUCUGUUAGGAGAGCCUCCUCUGUAUACAGUCUUGAUUUUGUUAGCUUUAUAAAAGUCGUGGAAUUUUGUUUUCUAGUUGCCGUGUUAAUAACCGUUAUAUCGCUCGCUACGCGCUUCAUUUAACUUUUCUGAACCAACCUUGCAUUAUUUGAUGUCGUCGUCUUUGGUUCACGACAUAAUUUAUAAACAGUUCAGAAAAGACAUUAUCUUCGCAAGAUACUACUAGAAAACCGGAAGGUACUGGUGGGUACUGGUGGGAAUUUUUCUGUUGCACUCGCAACCUCGUUCCCAGGGUUCUCUCCUUCGUUCCGUAGGGCGGGUAGGAGAGAACCCUGGGAACGAGGUUGUUGCACUCGCACAUUACCAGUCAAAAUGGCGGGAGUGGGGUACAGGUAACCCAUGGAAAACGCGCGAAAAUCUAGUGGGAAUGGCGCGGGAAUGGAAAAGAUGCUAGUUUUGUCUCGCGGUCCGUAUAAAAGAAUCUUUUUUGAAAUUAGUUAUAAUCAGUAAGAGACAGGACGCAACAUGUUUGAAAUGAAUGAACAUUAGGUAGAAAUUCCUUUCUUGUGACAAAACUUGAAUCUGUUUACUUUAUGUAACACUUAUUUGCCAGUCAUCCUCACGUUUUGAACAACAAUUACUUUUGCUAAUCUUGGUCUCUCCUGUCAUGCAGCUGGCGUUGUCACCUUCGCCUCGGUCGCCUUCAGAACCAAUUUCGGUCACACUGGAUACACAAUUUGUUCUUAAGGUGGAAGGAGUCAUAGAGCGCAGUCAAAAGCUAGGUCAGAGUCUUGUUAGAGGUGUAAACUUAUACUUUUACUACAGUAUUGUAGUAUGACCCGAUGUAAUGUUAGUAACUUAAUUUUCCCCAAAUGGUUUUACAUUUGGUUUCAACUUGGAAAACAACUACGAUGCCACGAACUAUUUUUUUUACGAAUGUUUUUCUCAUAUGAAAUCUGUAGUAGACAUUCCACUUCAUAGUUGCACGUUUGUCCUGAACUGGCUAACGACGUAUUGUGCAAAAUCAUCCGCCUUGAUCAGGUCUCAGGCUGUAAGUCUUAGCUCAAAGCCAUAACCAAUCCCUUGUUUACAUUACAUGGGCUCAAAGUUGGAUUAUGGAGUUACCUUCACCAUUCAAUUUUAGUUUGUGUUGUUUUUCUUGUUUAUAGGACUUUACCGCGAUGUGCAGUCUGUUUGCUUGUCAGUAACAUGGCGCGCUGAGGACAGAAAGCCACAUCCCGUAGAUGAAAAGGUUUGUAUUUGUUUCUAGACUCACAGUAGUUUUGGGCCCUUCAGACUCAUUGAGCGUAGACUGCAAGACAGUUCGUAUUUUUGCGUAUUCAAGUACCUACGCGCGAGCAGUCAAACAAAAGGUCUGGAACGAGGCUAAAAACAGAGAGCGAGACUGGGGAGAGACCGUACGGGCGAGUGAGACUCGUGCGCUUUGCGCGCGUAAGACUGUUACGCCACGCUUUACCGAUUUCUGUACUGAUUUUCUCUGGUACUUGCAACACAAGCAGUGUAAAAGAUUUCUGAAAUUUCGGUGUAUUUUCUUUAUUUCAGACUUCCCGAGAUCACGUGACCAGCUUAGAACAAACAGUAGUUCCCCACCAUGAUUACUUUAGUGCCCAGUUCCUUCUCCAGUUUAGUACACAGUCUAUUUAUCACGUGACUGUGUCUUCUAGUGUGAUUGACAGUUCCGGGAUACUGUGGAAUACAGGGCCCCAGAAUACCCUGCAGGUUAAGACCACGGAUUCUGCCAGUAGAAAGCAGAGAACGUCUAGAUCAUAG
Porites evermanni is the source of this 20495-nucleotide messenger RNA. Lineage: Eukaryota; Metazoa; Cnidaria; Anthozoa; Scleractinia; Poritidae. The record is from the annotation of a GenBank genome assembly.